This is a messenger RNA of Trichosporon asahii var. asahii CBS 2479, 8436 nucleotides long. RefSeq names its product phosphatidylinositol 3-kinase TOR1. The transcript has 11 exons. Gene Ontology annotation, molecular function: protein-containing complex binding; protein binding; protein serine/threonine kinase activity. The coding region runs from base 1 to 8436 and encodes 2811 amino acids. NCBI's taxonomy places the organism in Eukaryota, Fungi, Basidiomycota, Tremellomycetes, Trichosporonales, Trichosporonaceae. Gene Ontology annotation, biological process: protein phosphorylation; negative regulation of macroautophagy; TOR signaling. Gene Ontology annotation, cellular component: nucleus; TORC2 complex; TORC1 complex. The record is from RefSeq and is a predicted model, not a curated record.
AUGGCGUCCCAAUCCGAUGUCCUUGAUGGCAUCUUCGCCAGGCUGGGAAGCAAGCAUCGCAAGAUCUCAAGUCCUACCCUCGAGUUUCCCGGCGACGACGGACGCAAGAGUGUCUGGAAAGACGUCUUUCAUCGCAUUUUCGACCUGACGAAAAGCAACCACACAUAUGAGCGCCUCGGAGCAAUCUCGGCGAUCGGUACGCCUCCGACUGAAGCACACGCUGAUCCCUCCCAGAUGCAAUGCUCGAGCCGGCAAAUGAUGAUACCCCGGAUCGAGCGCUUCAGAACAACAAUCGACUCUAUGGAUGUAAGCUUGACCGUCUGGAAUGAGCUGACAGCAGAUCUUCGCCCGCUGUUGACGUAUCCCGAGUCGCAGGUCAUGGUGUCUGCGGCGCACGUCGUCGGCAACAUGGUCAAGUGCGCCGGAGCCAACCUCCCGGACUCGUUCUUCACGAAGGAGGUCGGACAAGCCCUGCAGAUCAUGGACGGUGAGCUCAGAGGUUGCGACGUAGCUAAUAUUAGACUCGCGGCAAGAGGUCAACAGGUUCAGCGCCGUGCUCCUGCUCCAUCAGUUCGCCGUUCACGACCCCCUCCACUUCCACCCCUUCGUCUUACGUGUGCUCGAGAAGAUCUGGGUCCCGCUGCGCGACAGCAGGGUGAGCUGGCGAUGUCUACCGUAGCUAACAUUCAGACGAUGGUUCGAGAGCGUGCUUCUAUGCUGCUCAGCGCAUGUCUCGACAUUAUCAAAACUCGUGAACGCUCAAGUGCCGAGGUUUACCGAAUGAUUUUCGAGGAGGCUAGGAGCGGAUUGCUGAAGGCGAACUCGGUCGAGUCCAUUCUCGGAUCGCUGCUCGCAUUCAGCGCCAUGCUCCAGAACCAGCAGAUCUCGAUGGGCGAGUACUACCAGGCUAUUUGCGACAUCACUCUCAAGUACCGCGACAGCAAGGAGACGGUCAUUCGCAAGUCGGUCAUCACCCUUAUCCCUAGCAUGGCCAACUAUGACACGGACGAGUUCGAGCAGCACUACCUCCACCGCAGCAUGACGUACCUCCUCUCGGCACUGAACAAGCCCACCGACCGCGAUAUCAUCGGCCCGAUGCUUACACGGCAAAUGCACGAGAUCCUCGAUCUCAUGUUCCCGUGGGGCCUGUCGGAUGCGCUCUACCACGCUCUUGAGGUUAUUUCGGGCAACAUUCCGCCAUUGCUCCGAACUAUCCAAGGUAAGCUAGAAACUCGACGACUUCAGCUGACGGUCAGACCGCUUGCUGGAAACUCUCCGACCGACAUCACGCGUGAAGCUGUCGUUCAAGCCUCUGGUGGUGGCCAAUCUGCCGAAACGAUCGCCCUCGCCCUCCGGGUCCUCGGCAACUUUGACUUCAGCGGCCACACCUUGAACGAGUUUGUGCGUGAGGCUGCUCUGCCGUACCUGGAGCACGACAACCCGGACGUGCGCAAGGAGGCCGUGCUCGCCUCGGCGCAGCUGUUCAUCAACGACCCCAUCUGCCACCAGACAAGCGCGCAUUCGAUCGAAAUCGUCAACGAUGUGCUCGAGAAGCUCCUUACCGUUGGCAUCACGGACCAAGUGCCUGCUAUCCGCCAGGCGGUGCUUGAAAACCUUGACGCCAAGUUUGAUCGCCACCUCGCUCAGGCGGAGGACAUCAGGUGCCUGUUCGUCGCCCUGAACGACGAGGUGUUCCGCAUUCGCGAGCUCGCGAUCGGUAUCAUCGGCCGCCUUGCACACCACAACCCGGCUUACGUCAUGCCGUCGCUGCGCAAGUCGCUCAUCAACUUGAUCACCGAGCUCGAGUAUGCGACCGCCAACAAGCAGAAGGAGGAGAGCGCCCGCCUGCUCUGCUUACUGAUCGGCGCGUCUAGCAGCCUCGUCAGGUCGUACGCCUCGACGAUCCUGUCGGUCAUUCUGCGCAUCGCCCGGUCACCAAGCACGCCGAGCACCGUCACUGCUUCGUGUGUCACCUGUAUCGGAGAGCUGGCCAAGGUUGCUGGCGAGGAGCUUCAGGCGAGCGUCAAGACGAUCCUGGACCUGCUUCUCGAGAUGCUGAACGACCCCGCGUCCACCGUCAAGCGCAACGCCGCCCUCAAGACGCUCGGACAGGUCGUUUCAAACACCGGUGAAGUCAUCCAGCCGUACCUCGACCACCCGCAGCUGCUCGGCAUCCUCUUCCGCAUUCUGCGUACCGAGACCACCCUGCCGAUCCGUCUGGAGGCGAUCCGCACCAUGGGUAUGCUUGGUGCCCUCGACCCCUUCAAGCACAAGUUACUGCAGGGCUCGUCGGACGACCCCAGCACCGAGGCGACCGGACCCCGCGUCACCGACAUCACGCUGUUGAUGAACACGCAAGGCCCAUCGAACGACGAGUACUACCAGACGGUCGUCAUCCACUGCCUGGUCAACCUGCUCAACGACGCCAACAUGAAGGAGCACCACUACGACGCGAUCAACUCGGUCAUGCUCAUCUUCCGCACGCAGCGUCUCAAGUGUGUUGGCUUCCUGCCGCAAAUCCUGCCUGCGUUCCUGUCCGUCAUCCGCAUGGGCAGCCGUGAUUCACAGGAUGUGUUCCUGAAGCAGCUCGCGCAGCUCAUCACGAUCGUCAAGCAGCACAUCCGCAACUACCUUGACGAGGUGUUCGCACUCGUGCACGACUUCUGGAACCCCAGCUCGAGCCUCCAGAUCACGAUCAUCUCGCUCGUCGAGGCGAUCGCUCGUGCUGUUGAGGGCGAGUUCAAGGCGUACCUGCCGCCGCUCCUGCAGCAGAUUCUCCGCACAUUCGACGGCGAUCUGUCGGCCAGGCACAUCUCCCCGCAGCGUCUCGAGACGCUGCUUCACAUCCUGAGAGCCUUCUACGUGUUCGGCGCUAGCAUCGAGGACUACCUGCAUCUGGUUCUUCCCGUCAUUGUGCGCUCGUUUGAGAACCCGGCCGCGCCGGUCGAGCUCCGCAAGGCGGCCCUCAAGACGACGGCGCAGCUCUGUCGCAAGGUCAACUUCUCCGAUCACGCGUCGCAGAUCAUUCACCCUCUUGUGCGCACCCUGAGCACGACAGACAUCGACCUCCGCAACACGGCGAUGGACACGCUCUGCGUGCUCGUUCUCCAGUUCGGCCCCGACUAUGCCAUCUUCAUCCCGAUGGUGAACAAGGCGCUCCUCGAGAACAAGAUUGUCUGGCCCGCCUACGACCAGAUGGUGACCAAGCUCCUGAACCGCGAGCGCCUCCCGCCGGACCUUGGCCCUGUCGAACAGUACGCCGCCGAUCAGACACUCGAGGUUUCGGCCGCCGCCGACCAGCAUCGUCUCCCCGUCAACCAGCAGCAGCUCAAGGCCGCCUGGGACUGUUCCAACAUUGCCACCAAGAAGGAGUGGCUCGAGUGGCUCAAGAAGCUCGGUGUCGAGCUCAUGCGUGAAUCGCCGUCGCAGGCUAUUCGUGCAUGCAUGAAGCUCGCUGAUCAGCACAGCGCGUUUGCCCGGGAGCUGUUCAACGUCGCCUUUGUCUCCUGCUGGACUGAGCUGUACGAGAGCUACCAGGAGGACCUGGUGCACAAUCUCGAGCAGGCGCUCACCAACGAUGGUGUCCCGUCCGACGUCGUCAACACAAUUCUCAACCUCGCCGAGUUCAUGGAGCACGACGACAAGCCGCUGGCGAUUGAAUCAAGGCUGCUUGGUGACUACGCCACAGCCUUCCACGCCUACGCCAAGGCCCUCCACUACAAGGAGCUGGAGUUCUUCGUCGACGCUUCAUCCGCUGUUGUCGAGGACUUGAUCAGCGUCAACCAGAAGCUCCAGCAGAGUGAUGCUGCAUGGGGCACACUCGAGUACGCCCAGAACAACCUGCAAAUGACACACGACGUCAUGUGGUACGAAAAGCUCGGACGCUGGGAGGAAGCCCUGGAAGUCUGGAACGAGCGCGCCAACGACCCUGACUCGUCCUUUGACGAAGCGACCGUCGCGAUGGGCAAGCUGCAGGCGCUGCAUGCACUCGGCGAGUGGGAGGAGCUCUCCGACUAUGUCCAGGUGCGCUGGCCGAAUGCGACGCAGGAUGAGAAGAAGCUUAUUGCGCCCCUCGGUGCCUCGGCAAGCUGGGCGCUUUACCAGUGGGACCUGAUGGACGACUACAUCUCGGCGAUGAAGAACGACUCGGCCGACCGCAACUUCUUCAAGGCGAUCCUGGCCGUCCACCGGAACCAGUUCAGCUCGGCGCUGCGGCACAUCUACAAGGCGCGCGAGCGUCUGGACGGCGAGCUCACGACGCUCACGGGCGAGAGCUACGGUCGCGCAUACGACGUCAUCGUGCGCGUGCAGAUGCUGUCCGAGCUCGAGGAGAUCAUCUCGUACAAGGAUCAUGCGGACCAGCCGGAGCGCCAGCAGACGCAGCGCCUCACCUGGCAGAAGCGCCUGAACGGGUGCCAGCGCGACGUCGAGGUUUGGCAGCGCAUCCUCCAGCUACGCUCCCUCGUCCUCACCCCGAGCCAGGACAUGGACACGUGGAUCCAGUUUGCCGAUCUGUGUCGUGUCUCGGACCGCCUCAACCUCGCCGAGAAGACGCUCACGUCCCUCGUCGGCAGCUCGUGCAGCAACCUCGACGCCGAGAGCCGAUCCCGCGCCCCGCCGCCGAUCGUGUUUGCGUACUACCGCCUCAAGUGGGCGCAGGCUGUUGCUGGCGAUUCCAGGGAGGAGCGCGACGAGACUCUCGGUUAUCUCCGCGACUUUACCAACACGCUCAGCGACGACAUGGGUCUUGGCGCCCGCGACAAUCAGGGCCGUCUCAUCCUCCCGGACGCCAAGCUGUAUGGCGAGUACACCAAGCUGCUUGCGCGCUGCCACGUUGAGUUGGGUUCCUGGCAGGCGUCGCUUCGCGAGCAUGGCGUCACGGACGACCCCGCCGCCGUGCUCCGCGACUACUCGCUCGCCACCGAGCUCGACCCGACCUGGUAUCAGGCGUGGCACACGUGGGCGCUCGCCAACUUCGAGGUCAUCAACCACCUCGAGGUGUCGCAGCAGGGUCUGCUCUCGCAGCACUUCACGACCUACAUCAUUCCAGCCGUCGAGGGUUUCCUGCGCUCUAUUGCGCUGUCGCCCGGCAACUCACUGCAGGACACGCUUCGUCUCUUAACCCUCUGGUUCACCUAUGGAUACCAGCAUGGCGUGAACCAGGCGAUCGCGCAGGGCAUGACGACCGUCAACGUCGAUGUCUGGCUCGAGGUGAUCCCGCAGAUCAUCGCGCGUAUCCAGACCCCGCGCCCGACGAUCCAGCAGCUCAUCGUGCGCCUCCUGCACGACAUUGGCCGCGCGCACCCGCAGGCGCUCAUCUACCCGCUCACCGUGGCCAGCAAGUCGAACGUGCCGAGCCGCAAGGCCGUCGCGCAGGGAAUCAUGGCCAAGAUGCGCGAGCACUCUGCCAGCAUCGUCGACCAGGCCGAGCUCGUGAGCACGGAGCUGAUCCGCGCGGCGAUCCUCUGGCACGAGCAGUGGCACGAGGGACUCGAGGAGGCGUCCAAGCACUACUUUGCCGAUCACAACGAGGAGGCCAUGUUCGAAGUCCUCGAGCCGCUGCACGACAUGAUCGAGCGCGGUCCCGAGACGCUGCGCGAGACGUCCUUCGUGCAGAGCUUUGGCCACGAGCUCCGCAUGGCGCGCGACUUCUGCCGCCGCUACAAGCUCCACGGCGACACCAACGACCUCAACCAGGCCUGGGACAUCUACUACUCGACCUUCCAGCGCCUGUCGCGCCAGCUCAAGCUUCUCAACGUCAUCGAGCUGCAGUACGUCUCGCCCCGCCUCAUGGCCGUGCGCGACCUCGACUUGUGUGUUCCCGGCAUCUACCAGCCGGGCAAGCCCGUGAUCGGCAUCGGUCACGUGCUGCCCACGUUCACGGUCAUUUCGUCCAAGCAGCGCCCUCGUCGCUUCACGAUGCGCGGCCGCGACGGCAAGGACUACACGUUCGUGCUCAAGGGCCACGAGGACUUGCGCCAGGACGAGCGUGUCAUGCAGCUGUUCGGUCUCGUCAACACUUUGCUCGCCGCGGACCAGGAGUCGGCCAAGCGCCACUUGUCUAUCCACCAGUUCAGCAUCACGCCGCUGUCGCCCGGUGCCGGUCUGCUCGGAUGGGUGCCCCACAGUGACACCCUGCACACGCUGAUCAAGAGCUACCGCGAUUCGCGCAAGAUCCUGAUCGACAUUGAAAACCGCCUCAUGAACCAGAUGGCCGACGACAACUAUGACAGUCUUCCGCUCCUGCACAAGGUCGAGGUGUUCCAGUAUGCACUGGACAACACGACCGGCCAGGACCUGUACCGCAUCCUCUGGCUGCGCAGUCGCAACUCGGAGAGCUGGCUCGAGCGCCGCACGACGUACACGCGUUCCCUCGCUUUGACUUCGAUGGUCGGCUACAUCCUCGGACUUGGCGAUCGCCACCCCUCCAACCUCAUGCUCGACCAGAUCACUGGCGAGAUCAUCCAUAUCGACUUCGGCGACUGUUUCGAGGUCGCAAUGCAGCGCGACAAGUACCCCGAGAAGGUCCCCUUCCGUCUCACGCGCAUGCUCAUCCACGCGAUGGAGGUGUGCGGUAUCACGGGCACGUUCAGUCGCUCGUGCGAGGUGUCGAUGGAGGUGCUCCGCGACAACAAGGAGUCGCUCAUGGCCGUGCUCGAGGCCUUCGUGUACGACCCGUUAAUCAACUGGCGUCUCACGGCUGCCAACAACCAGCCCGGUGGCAGGCAGGCCGCCCAGGACGUCGAGGAACGCAACUAUGCCCGCGGCGGUGGUGGACGCGCAGACGAGCGCGACAUUCUCCUCGAAGCUGACCGCCCCGAGGUCAUGAACGACAAGGCGCUCCAGGUUAUCGAACGCGUGCGCCGCAAACUCACCGGACGCGACUUCAGGCCCAACGUCAGCCUCGACAUCAAGGAACAAGUCGAGGAGCUCGUCUCUCAAGCUACCUCUGUCGAGAAUCUCUGCGUUGCCUUUAUUGGGUGGUGUGCAUUCUGCAAGUUUCAGACUACGUUUUUGACGUCCUGGAGCUCUUUUUGUGGACUUGGAGACUUCAGAGACGUGUUGGACGGUCGUGGGGAGGAGUUGGAGGUGUUGUGGUGGAGGUCCGGGGCUCCAAAGGUGAAGGGGGGUGUUGAUGGUGAGAGGGGACUGCCAGACGGGGUAAUCCUUGCCAUGGGAGUGCUCUGCGGUCACUUCUCAUGGUCACCGCUCACUCGCGUCUCUCACAUACGCGUGGCAAAAACCUCUACACCUGCUGGCCGACGGCUCGCAGUCAGUGGUCAGCUUCAUCAGCAACUCCAAGUCGUCCGCCCCACGUCCUCUUCAGCCUCAUCUCAGUCCCUCUCCAUCAACCACAACUACGCCUUGAACGCUCAUUCGGCAACCGCCGGCAGCUGGAUGCACGACACUAGUGCUACCUUCCUCCAUCUCGACCGAUUCAGCCUCUCUGGACCUGAUCGCGACCACACACGUAACGACACUGUCUCGCUCCCAGCCCCUGCCCCUGUUCACGCUUCUUCUUUCCGUCACAAUCUCGAACCACCCUUAAUCAUUCUUACCCCGAUGUCUACCGUGCCGGAGGAAGGCGGAAAUCUGCACCUGGAGGAUCUCCAGCAGAUUGCACAGUUACAGUCCGAUGCCUUGAUCGACAACCUGCGCGCCAUCGUCGACAAACCCUACCAGUGCACUGAUGCGACUGUCUAUCAGCUCUUCGAUGACCUGUCAACACUUCUCGACUGUACCCUGAAACGCAAGGAAGCGGAGGAGGACAGCAGCAAGGACCACCAUGAGAAGGCAGACGUUAAGGGCAGCGAUAACUGCCAAGACAAGGUGGCGGACAACAAGAGUGGAAGUGGAAAGGGAACAGCCAACUUGAGCGUUCUCUCCCAGGCGCCCAGCUGGGCCCACAGUGAUCGAUUCUCGCGAGGAGAUGAACUCAUGGACUUCGACAAACGGCGUCCUCCCGUUCAAGAGCAGCCAGUGGAAGAUGAGUUUGAUCUACCAAAGGUCACAGGCUUCCCUCUCUACCCGCCCGGGUGCCGUCCUGGUCCAACCGUCUUGCUUCCCGGCCCGCCAAAUCCUUGGGAGCUCCCUGGAAUGGACAUCGACGAGCGCAUCCUGAUCGAUGCAGUCGCAAUGGGCUAUCCCCAGCAUAAGCACUACAAGACCGUUGACGACCUCAACUCGUAUAUCUCGCUGGACAACCUCACAAUCGACGACUUGCUCGACAACUACCGUUCUGCCAGAGCCCGUGUCAAAAUUGGGAGGUUGCUCGGUGAUCUUCGUGACCACGCUAUACAUAAGUUCGAGCUCCUCAUCAUGCGCGACAUUGUCUGCCAGUACGAGCUGAAGAAAGCGGAAAUUAGGCAGAAGGAGCAGUCUGGAGGUGGCAGCGGCGGGCAUUUGAGCUGCCCUGAAGAUAGCGAUAUGUUGUAA